Messenger RNA from Acanthosepion pharaonis, 1293 nucleotides. The record is from the annotation of a GenBank genome assembly. Lineage: Eukaryota; Metazoa; Mollusca; Cephalopoda; Sepiida; Sepiidae.
AUGGGUAGCAGGCGUGUUGUCGUCACUGGACUCGGCAUUAUCUCCUGUCUUGGUUGUGAAGUGUCCGUAGUUUGGAGACGACUUAUCGAUGGUCACUGCGGUAUCUCCUCGUUAACUGGAAAAGAAUACGAACAGAUACCCUGUCGCAUAGCUGGGCAGAUACAUCGCUCAACAACAGAAAAAGGAGAGGACUCUGCAAUAAAUCUAGAAAAAUAUGUGUCUUUAACAGAGCAACGGAAUCUUUCUCUUCCUACAGUGUAUGCCUUGGUUGCGGCGGAAAAAGCACUGAAUGAUGCUGGUUGGAAACCUCAAUCAGAAAACGAUUCUCUGCGAACCGGUGUUGCUGUUGGCCAGGGAAUGGUUGAUUUGGAAGAAAUAGUCACAACCGGAACGUUACUCCGGGACAAAGGUUACAGAAAGGUUAACCCUUUCUUUGUCCCCAAAAUCCUCAUCAAUAUGACGGCAGGUCACAUUAGUAUGAAAUACGGUCUCAACGGACCAAACCAUGCCGUAUCCACUGCGUGCGUAUCUGGUUUACAUAGUGUGGGUGACGCCUUUAGAUUCAUUAAGAAUGACUUUGCUGAUGUCAUGGUGGCCGGUGGGGUUGAUGCAACAAUAAACCCACUGGCUAUGGCAGGUUUUGCUAAAAUCCGCGCCUUGAGUACCCGCUUCAAUACGCGACCGCAUGAAGCAUCUCGACCUUUUGACACUCUGAGAGACGGUUUUGUUAUGUCAGAAGGUUGUGGUCUGAUGGUCCUGGAAGAAUUUGAUCACGCAAUGCAAAGGGGUGCCCCUAUUUACGCUGAAGUUUUAGGUUAUGGUAUGGCUGCAGAGGCCAAUCAUAUAACUGCCCCUAGAGAAGACGGUUAUGGUUCUUAUCACUCUAUGAGGUUAGCUCUUCAAGAAGCAAAAACAGAUCCCACUUCUGUUAGUUACAUCAACGCACAUGCUACAUCAACUCCACUGGGAGAUGCUGCAGAGAUCAAAGCUAUUCGUCGGUUGUUUGGUAGUCAUAGUAAAGAGUUAUUUAUUUCCUCUACCAAGGGAGCAACUGGACAUUUGCUGGGAGCAGCUGGAAGCCUUGAAGCGAUAUUUUCCAUUCUUGCUCUUCAUACAGGCACCAUACCGCCGACCAUAAAUCUUGAAAACCCUGAUUCAGAAUUCGAAGGAUUAAAUCUUGUGCCGAAGGUUAAGACCAAAUUUUCAGAAAGCUCCGACCCCCGAAUCGCAUUAAGCAACUCACUUGGUUUUGGAGGAACUACAGCAUCUAUUUGUUUUUCUUCUGUUUCUUAA